Gymnodraco acuticeps is the source of this 2789-nucleotide messenger RNA. RefSeq names its product oxysterol binding protein-like 9 (gene osbpl9). Gene Ontology annotation, cellular component: intracellular membrane-bounded organelle; cytosol; membrane. Lineage: Eukaryota; Metazoa; Chordata; Actinopteri; Perciformes; Bathydraconidae. The record is from RefSeq and is a predicted model, not a curated record. Gene Ontology annotation, molecular function: sterol binding.
CCACAGGGAGCGUCCCCUCGGGCCCCAGCAGCGGCAUGGCCUCCCCCUCUCACAUGCCCCUCCCCUCACACUCGGUGCCAGACUUCUCGUACUCGUCCAGCGAAGACGAGUUCUACGACGCCGACGAGUUCUACCAGAACACAACGUCGCCCAAACACUGCAUCGAUCCCUCAGGGUCUCAGGCUGCCUCUAAUGAAGCUCUGAAGAGGCCGGACACCACGGAGUCGCUCAACUCCUCCAUGUCCAACGGCACCACAGACGCAGAUCAGUUUGAGAACGAUGAUCGCGAUGAUGAAGGAGAGGGCGAGUCUGUGGAGGAGCACAAGAGCGUCAUCAUGCACCUGCUGUCACAAGUCCGCCUGGGCAUGGACCUCACAAAGGUGGUCCUGCCGACCUUCAUCCUGGAGAGGAGGUCGUUGUUAGAAAUGUACGCCGACUUCUUCGCACACCCCGACUUAUUCGUAAGCAUCGCGGAGCAGGAGGAGGCCAGGGAGCGCAUGGUGCAGGUGGUGAAGUGGUACAUGUCUGCUUUCCACGCGGGGAGGAAAGGCUCCGUGGCCAAGAAGCCCUACAACCCCAUCCUGGGAGAGGUGUUCUACUGCCACUGGGACCUGCCCACGGAGACAGAGGAGCCCCCCCCGCCCACGCAGGAGACGGUGUCCGAGGGUCCCGUGCCGUGGUCUUCCACCAACAGUGUGUGUUUUGUGGCGGAGCAGGUCUCUCACCACCCCCCCAUCUCUGCAUUCUACGCAGAGUGUCUAAACAGAAAGAUCCAGUUCAACGCUCACAUCUGGACCAAGUCCAAGUUCCUGGGGAUGUCUAUAGGAGUGCACAACAUCGGGCAAGGCUGUGUGUCGUGUUUGGAGCACGACGAGCAUUACAUCCUCACCUUCCCCAACGGAUACGGCAGGUCGAUCCUCACGGUGCCCUGGGUGGAGCUCGGGGGAGAGUGCAACAUCUCCUGCUCCAAGUCGGGCUUCAGCGCCAACAUCGUGUUCCACACCAAGCCGUUCUACGGGGGGAAGAAGCACCGCAUCACCGCCGAGAUCUUUUCACCUAACGAUAAGAAGUCCUUCUGCUCCAUCGAAGGAGAGUGGAACGGAGUGAUGUACGCCAAGUGGGCGACUGGAGAGAACACAGUGUUCAUCGACACGAGGAACAUCGGCAUCAUCAAGAAGAAAGUGAGGAAGGCGGAGGAUCAGCUGGAGUACGAGUCCCGACGAUUGUGGAGAGACGUGACUCUGAACCUGAAGCUGAAGGACAUCGACUCGGCGACAGAAGCCAAACACAGUCUGGAGGAGAAACAGAGAGGAGAGGCUCGAGAGAGGAAGGAGAACGAGCAGCAGUGGGAGACCCGGCUAUUCCACGAGGACGGAGAGGUCUGGGUUUACGACGAGCCUCUACUCAAGAGAUAUAACUCCCAGGGGGGGCACUGAGACCACACACACACUGAGACCACACACACUGAGACCACACACUCACACACACACACACACACACACACACACACACACACACACACACGGCAGAGUCUUCAUAAGAACUCUUUUGCAAAAAAAACACUUCUCCCAGCCUUGGAAUGACUGACGAUUGAAGACAGCUUUGCAUUUGACUGAAAAACAACAACCAAUGAGACGACUGGAAAAACAGCUCCUCUCCUUAUUUGGUCACUUCCUGUUCCUGCGCCACCUCCAUGAAAACGCCAACCUGAGGGAUGCUGUCUCUCUUCACCCCCCACACCCUCACCUCUCAGCAGAGUCCCUGCACAAACCUGGGUUUUUAUUAAUGGAGGGGGGGGGGGGGGCAAGGUGUGUGUGGUUGGUGGUGAAUACGAAAAAACGAACUUUGACCAGUUAAAAAACGGCGCUCUACAUCUCAGGGAACGACUGAGGAAACGAGAAGGCUGCCCCCUGAGAGUCUGACAGCCUUAUAUAUAACGGUGUAAAUCUUAAAUGGGCGGGGGGGGGGGCGUUAAAAAACCCCCACCUGCCUGCAACUAGCUGUGUUUAUAUUAUAGAAAUACAUACGACGGAUAUAUAAAUAUAUAUUCUUUCUUUUGUUUUUCUUUCUGGCAAUAGUGUACAAAUAUCUGAGGAUGUGACGGCUUUAGGGAUCAUUCCAUUUUUCUGUUUUGUCUCCCACGUUGUUUUGUUUUCCAGAAGCAGAGUAAGCCAUAGCAUCUGAACGGGGGACAUAUGCAAUAUAGGGAGGGAUUUAGGGGGUCCGUGAUGCCAAGGCUAAAGGGACUUGCGUUCGGACACAGAUCAACAUGGUUCCUGAAGGCAUUUAUGAACAAAUGAUUGUUUACAUAUUUCUGUCUUUCAGUUUCCUUGUUUUCUCACAAUUAAGGGGGUCGAGGUGAGUCCUGCUCUUAACGAUCAUAGGUUGGCUCUAAAUGCAGAAACAAAGAAACUUUUACCUGGAAAUGCACAAGAACAUCCCGGAUCGUCUGCUCUGGAUAUUAGGCGUGAGUGAAUGUGAUUUAAAUGACCCUUAAAAUCAGACGGAGUAACGUGUGUCUGAGAGUAAAUGAAUCCUCUUAUCGAAGGCAAACAUGAACGCCUUUCUAGAAACGAGCCAAAUAAAGAUCCCUGUCGAAGCUUCGUUUGUUUACUUUCCCUCCAUGUUUUCUGUCUUUGUUUAUUAUAUUGAAUCGAGGCCUUGCCAUACAUGUCAGUACCACUCGCCUGGUAGAGCAAUCAUCAUGUCUUUUGAUUUCUUUUUGACCAUAACCAUUGAUUGUAAGAGAUGUUCCUAUUGAUGCAUAAUAUUAAAUCUCCAUGAGUUCA